GGAAUAAAUACUGUGCACCCCCACGAGAACCAUGAAGACAUCCUUCCCAUUGAUAACUAAUGCGAGAUUCAGGUGCACAGCUUGGCUUGUUGUGCUGCUCUUACAAUGCGUGGGAUAUUCUCACGGGAUGCCACACGUCUUGAGAUUCGGUGGUAUAUUUGAGUCCGUGGAGAGUGCGCCGUCAGGUGCAGAGGAGCUAGCCUUUAAAUUUGCGUUGAACACAAUCAACAGGAACCGAACCCUCCUCCCCAACACCACCCUCACGUACGACAUCCAGAGGAUAAACAUCUACGACAGCUUUGAGGCCUCCAGGAAAGCCUGCGAUCAGCUGUCUUUAGGGGUGGCGGCCAUCUUUGGUCCUUCUCACAGUUCGUCGGCCAACGCGGUCCAGUCCAUCUGCAACGCCCUGGGGGUGCCCCACAUCCAGACAAAGUGGAAGCACCAGGUGUCAGACAACCGGGAUGUGUUCUACGUCAGCCUCUUCCCGGACUUCUCCUCGCUCAGCCGGGCCAUCCUGGACCUGGUCCACUUCUUCAAGUGGAAGACCGUCACAGUGGUCUACGACGACAGCACCGGGCUGAUUCGACUACAAGAGCUCAUCAAGGCCCCGUCUCGAUACAACAUCCGACUAAAGAUACGACAGCUGCCCACGGACUCAAAGGACGCCAAACCCCUGCUGAAGGAGAUGAAGCGGGGGAAGGAGUUCCACAUCAUCUUCGACUGCGGCCAUGAAAUGGUCGCAGGGAUCCUGAAACAGGCUCUUGCCAUGGGAAUGAUGACAGAGUAUUAUCACUUUAUCUUCACCACACUGGAUCUGUUUGCUCUCGACGUAGAGCCUUACCGAUUCAGUGGUGUGAACAUGACUGGCUUCAGGAUCCUCAACACAGAGAACAGCCAGGUCGCCUCCAUCACAGAGAAGUGGUCCAUGGAACGACUGCAGGCCCCACCCAAACCUGACUCUGGUCUACUGGACGGCUUCAUGACCACGGACGCGGCGCUCAUGUACGAUGCAGUGCACGUGGUGGCCGUGGCCGUGCAACAGUCUCAGCAGAUCACCGUCAGCUCCCUGCAGUGUAACCGCCACAAGCCCUGGCGCUUCGGGAACCGCUUCAUGGCUCUCAUCAAAGAGGCCCGUUGGGAUGGCCUGACUGGAAGGAUCACUUUCAACAGGACCAAUGGCUUAAGGACAGACUUUGACCUGGAUGUCAUCAGUCUCAAAGAGGAAGGACUAGAGAAGAUCGGGACUUGGGAUCCUCCGAGUGGCCUGAACAUGACCGACAACCAGAAGGGCAAGACGACCAACGUCUCCGACUCGCUGGCCAACCGCUCCCUGGUCGUCUCCACCCUGCUGGAGGAGCCCUACGUGAUGUUCAAGAAGUCGGACAAGCCGCUGUACGGCAACGACCGCUUCGAGGGCUACUGCAUCGACCUGCUGCGGGAGCUGGCCGCCAUCCUGGGCUUCACCUACGAGGUGCGGCUGGUGGAGGACGGCCGCUUCGGGGCCCAGGACGAGUUCACGGGCCAGUGGAACGGCAUGGUGAAGGAGCUUAUGGACCACAGGGCCGAUCUGGCCGUGGCUCCCCUAGCCAUCACCUACGUGCGAGAGAAGGUCAUCGAUUUCUCCAAGCCCUUCAUGACGCUGGGGAUAAGUAUCCUGUACCGCAAGCCCAACGGCACCAACCCGGGGGUCUUCUCCUUCCUCAACCCCCUGUCGCCCGAUAUCUGGAUGUAUAUUCUGCUGGCUUACUUGGGUGUCAGUUGUGUGCUGUUUGUCAUAGCCAGGUUUAGUCCCUACGAGUGGUAUAAUCCCCACCCUUGCAACCCCGACUCGGAUGUAGUGGAAAACAAUUUCACCCUGCUAAAUAGUUUCUGGUUCGGAGUUGGAGCUCUCAUGCAGCAAGGCUCAGAGCUCAUGCCGAAAGCCCUGUCCACCAGAAUAGUAGGAGGCAUCUGGUGGUUCUUCACCCUCAUCAUCAUCUCCUCCUACACGGCCAACCUGGCGGCCUUCCUCACCGUGGAGCGCAUGGAGUCACCUAUCGACUCAGCCGACGACCUCGCCAAGCAGACCAAGAUAGAGUACGGUCUGGUGGAGGACGGUUCCACCAUGUCCUUCUUCAAGAAAACCAAGAUCUCCACGUACGACAAGAUGUGGGAGUUCAUGAGCAGUCGGAGGCACUCAGUGAUGGUGAAGAACGUGGACGAGGGCAUCCAGCGGGUGCUCACCUCCGACUACGCCUUCCUCAUGGAGUCCACCACCAUCGAGUUCGUCACGCAGCGCAACUGCAACCUCACGCAGAUCGGGGGCCUCAUCGACUCCAAGGCCUACGGAGUCGGCACCCCCAUGGGCUCUCCGUACCGAGAUAAGAUCACUAUAGCCAUCCUCCAGCUGCAAGAGGAGGGGAAGCUGCACAUGAUGAAGGAGAAGUGGUGGCGGGGGAACGGCUGCCCCGAGGAGGAGAGCAAGGAGGCCAGCGCCCUGGGGGUGCAGAACAUCGGUGGCAUCUUCAUCGUGCUGGCUGCUGGCCUGGUGCUGUCCGUGUUCGUGGCCGUCGGGGAGUUCCUCUACAAGUCCAGGCAGAACGCGCAGCUCGAAAAGCGGUCCUUCUGCAGCGCCAUGCUGGACGAGCUUCGAGUUUCGCUCAAGUGCCAGCGGCGGCUGAAGCACAAGCCCCAGCCGGCUGCCCUGGUCAAGACAGAGGAGGUCAUCAACAUGCACACCUUUAACGACCGCCGACUGCCCGGGAAAGAGACCAUGGCCUGA
Gadus chalcogrammus (walleye pollock) is the source of this 2761-nucleotide messenger RNA. It is a transcript of the gene grik2, whose product is annotated as glutamate receptor, ionotropic, kainate 2. The coding region runs from base 32 to 2761 and encodes 909 amino acids. Gene Ontology annotation, cellular component: presynaptic membrane; kainate selective glutamate receptor complex; plasma membrane. The transcript is spliced from 16 exons. Gene Ontology annotation, biological process: modulation of chemical synaptic transmission; monoatomic ion transport; synaptic transmission, glutamatergic. The record is from RefSeq and is a predicted model, not a curated record. Lineage: Eukaryota; Metazoa; Chordata; Actinopteri; Gadiformes; Gadidae. Gene Ontology annotation, molecular function: kainate selective glutamate receptor activity; transmitter-gated monoatomic ion channel activity involved in regulation of postsynaptic membrane potential.